GACAGCUGUGGAGUGAGAUAGAGAGAACUGCAGGGAGAGAGCAAGAGAGUUAGAGUUUGACAGAGAGUUAGACAGAGGGAAAGGAGGCACACACAGCACUCACCCUCCACUGACCCCUCGUCUUACCCUCGACUCACCCUUGUCUCCCCACUUACAACCACCUGAGGCAGAGACACACAGCUCUACCAGCGCAGAGAUGAGAUGACUGGACACACACUAACACACACAUUUUCUCUCUGUUGAAAGAAGACCAGAAUAUACACUUUCUUUUUGUUUUCUGUCUCAGCUUCUGCUCUCGUUCUUGGACAGGAAAAAAAGGAUUACAGUUUGUUUCUUCAGCAAAAAGAGUUUGCCUUUAUUCUCCAAAAGCCCUGUGUCACGUUGGACAAUUUGGAUACGUUCCUCUUUUCUUUCUCCCUCCAAGAGCUCAGAGCAACAUGGCACAGGGACUAAAAAACCACAGCAACAGCAGGCAGCAGCAGGCACAACUACUCACUAACCCCUUCUCCACCAUGGCACUGUCCCUCUCCAUGUCCUUCUUCCUCCUCCUCCUCCUCCUCACCUCCCCUGCCUCGACCGCCGACGAAUACGACUACUACAGCUGGCAAUCGGACAACUUCCACAACGGUCGUUUCUACACCAAGCAGCCGCAGUGUGUGGACAUCCCCGCCGAUUUACGCCUCUGCCACAACGUGGGCUACAAGAAGAUGCGCCUCCCCAACCUGCUGGACCACGAGACCAUGCCGGAGGUCAAACAGCAGGCGGGUAGCUGGGUGCCGCUCCUCGCCAAGCGGUGCCACGUGGAUACGCAGGUGUUCCUGUGUUCCCUUUUCGCCCCUGUGUGUCUGGACAGGCCCAUCUACCCGUGUCGCUCUCUGUGUGAGGCUGUGAGGGAUAGCUGUGCCCCCGUUAUGGAGACCUAUGGGUUCCCCUGGCCAGAGAUGUUGACCUGUGAUAAGUUUCCUAUUGAUAAUGAUCUGUGUAUCCCCAUGCAGUUUGCUGGGAACCAGGCCACCCCGGCUCCAGCAUCUAAAGCUUGCCCUCCGUGUGACAACGAACUGAAAGCUGACACCAUUAUGGAACAUUACUGUGCCAGUGACUUUGCUAUCAAGAUGAAAAUCAAAGAAGUGAAGAAGGAGAAGGGCGACCGUAAACUCAUCGCCGCCCAGAAGAAGAAGAAGGUGUUCAAGAUGGGUGUCCUGCGUAAGAAGGACUUGAAGAAGCUGACACUGUACAUAAAGAACGGAGCCAACUGCCCCUGUGCUCAGCUCGACAGUCUUGGCAGUAACUUCCUCAUCAUGGGCCGUAAGGUGGACCAGCAGCUGCUGCUCAUGUCCAUCCACAAAUGGGAGAAGAAGAGCAAGGAGUUGAAGUUCGCCAUCAAGUACAUGAAGAGUCAGCAGUGUCCCACCUAUCAUACUGUCUUCCAGUGACCUUAGUGAUACAACAAUCACAACCCUACUCCCAGUCUUCCCCAGUUGUCCCCCCCCCCCCUCUCCCUUCUAUCCUUCCAGGGUCCUACCUAUCAUACUGUUUUCCAGUGACACCGUGGAGAUGUAUCCUUCAUAUCCAGUGGUGUAGUUGUGCCUGUAGAAGUGGGUAUACUCUAAUUCUACCCAAAAUAAUCCCAAAUGGCCCACCCGUCAAAGGAAAUAAGAAAAAUAUAUAUAUUUUCCUAUACUUUUAGAUUUUUCCUAUAGAUUUAUCAGGUUUUCACUCUCAAAAUUACACUUUUUUAAAUAGAAAAAAAGAAAUAAAAAUGUAUGUUCUAAGUCCACAACAAUGCUUAAACCACAUCAGGGGACCAUUUUUGAGGCCUGGGAAAAAUCAUAAUAAAAUAGUUUUGUCAGGGUGUAGUUGCCCUUUAAUUCAAGUGUACACCUAGCAAGAGACCAUUUCUGCCCUACAAAGGCAAAAUGCAGCAACUACAUAUUUUUUUGUUUUUGCAAAACUGUCUUCAAAGUAUUUUUCUGUCUAGACAGAGCAAUUUCUGAUACUCCAUGAUAUAUUCUGACAAACUGGCUUGUUCUUGUGUCAGGAAACUAAAUACCACAAUAAUAUACCUAGCCAUUAGAACAGAUCAAAGAUUUUUGACCAAAUUCGUAGUUACUGCAUUUUGCCUUUGUAGGGCAGAUUUGGCUAGCGGUGUUUCUGUAGUGUACAAUGUCCUACAUGUGAUGGCGGAGUUAGCAAAAAAAAUGACCUCCCAAUUGAUACAAAUCAUAAUGAUAUCAUUCUACCAGGUAGGCCUACUUUGCAGUCAACAUUUAAUUGGAAAGGUUUUUUGCCUUACAUUUUCAUUCAAACAGCGCAUGAUGACUAAAUUGCACAUUGCAAAGAUUCAGCAAAGACUUUGGACCACACUUUUUCAAUACCUGGUUUGCAUACCCAUUGUUAGUUAGCAUUUACAUAUCAUCAAGUUGAAAUGUCUUUCCUACCUACUCUACUUACCGAUGUCGUUCUUCUGUGAGCUGCUCCAUGCAACAACCAGUUGAGAGCUGCGUGCUCUUGCUGUCUGCGCUGACACUAGUCUAUGUGUGCAGCUCGCAUGUGAAUAUACACUAUAUAUACAAAAGUAUUUGGACACCCCUUCAAAUUAGUGGAUUCAGGUAUU
This is a messenger RNA of Coregonus clupeaformis (lake whitefish), 2614 nucleotides long. RefSeq names its product secreted frizzled-related protein 5-like. Gene Ontology annotation, biological process: non-canonical Wnt signaling pathway; negative regulation of canonical Wnt signaling pathway; canonical Wnt signaling pathway. The record is from RefSeq and is a predicted model, not a curated record. NCBI's taxonomy places the organism in Eukaryota, Metazoa, Chordata, Actinopteri, Salmoniformes, Salmonidae. Gene Ontology annotation, molecular function: Wnt-protein binding. Bases 438 to 1433 code for a protein of 331 amino acids. The transcript is spliced from 3 exons.